Molecule: messenger RNA, 2172 nt
Organism: Plasmopara halstedii
Lineage: Eukaryota; Oomycota; Peronosporomycetes; Peronosporales; Peronosporaceae
Product: P-loop containing nucleoside triphosphate hydrolase
Exons: 2
Coding region: 1-2172 (723 amino acids)
Source: RefSeq, a predicted model, not a curated record
AUGGAUGUUGUAGAAACGGAAACAGAUGGUUCAGAUCCUAUGGAAUUGCUGCAUGUCAAAAGGCAAGGACAAUUCGAGAGCUUUACGCGCCACCGAUUGCAAGAGACGCUCAUGCUCAUGGGCUGUAGACCAAAAGAUGCUGUAAUUGUUACGAAAGAGGUUUUUGUAGUCUUCCAAAAGCAUUUGUCGAGAGAAUGCAAUAGCAAAAAUGACUAUCACGAUGAGGACACGAAAGACCCUCGUUUCUCGAUGGCUCUACCAUGGCAUUUAUUACAUCAGUGCAUCUACUCAUCACUAGCAAGACUGGAUUAUGUUAAACCACACCAUUUACUGGACUUUGAAGUUGCCAAGGAGAUUACGCAAAGGAAUCAAAGCUUUGCCGUCCUUUUGGGGGGGACCUCUGGUACCGGAAAAUCGACAUUAGCGUCGUUAUUAGCUGCUCGCCUGAGACUGACUACGGUACUACCAACCGACUCAGUGCGUCAUGUCCUACGAUCGUUUACGUCGAAGGACGAAAAUCCAUGUGCCUUUGUAUCAACUUAUCAAGCGGGCGAUGCGUUAUCAAAAGAGAUGAUUGCAGCGAUUCAUGGAGAUCGAGAAGAUAUGUCUGCUGCUCGAUUGCAUAAGAAAAUGGUUUUGAAAGGGUAUAAGUUGCAGUCGAAUCUUGUGUUGGAAAAACUUGAUCGUAUUCUUACAAUGUUUGAAGAACGUAAACAAUCACUGGUGGUAGAAGGUGUGCAUUUAAACACUGUCGAUCUUUUAGCACUUGUGAAAAAACACCCAACGUGUGUGCCUUUUGUAAUUUAUAUCAGUAACGAGAAUAAACAUCGGGAGCGAUUUGCUGUUCGGGCGCGCCACAUGACAAUUGAUCCACAAGAGAACAAGUAUAUCAAACAUUUUGAUAACAUUCGCAUCAUUCAGCGUCAUUUGUGCAAACAUGCGGAUCGAUAUUUGAUUCCGAAGAUUGACAAUACAAAUGUCGAUCGAAGUAUAGCAACGAUCCAAAGUACAUUGGUACGAGUAUUGCGAAAACUUGAUCGUGGUGAACAGCUCGUAGAUGCCAAGAUUGGCAAGUUUGUUACGCUCUCGCGGGAACACGAAAACUCGACGAAGAAGGGCUGGUCCAGCAAAGGUGUGCGCAAAGCGAUGCGUCCAUUGCUAAAGCAAAAGGUUUCAAAACGACUGCUGCUGCGUCGACUGCUUGCUGAGCAAACGACGGAUAGAUUUGGAGCUCGUGACCCCCAUCAAGGAGAAGAUUCGUCGAGUAGCGAAGAGGAAGAAGAUGAUGCAAGUCGCGAAGCAGAUGAUGAACGAAAUGUUGAUGAAGAUGACGAAGACGAAACGACGAUUGUAGGCAGCCUACUUAGUGGUACAAAUCCACACGAUUAUUCGUCCACAGCAUGUCACGUUUCGUCCUCCAGUACACAAGGACAAGCGACACCAACGCGUGUUGCUAUUCAAAAACAAACGUUAUUAGACGAGAUUGAAGAACACUCAGCUGGUACAAGCGAUAAUGCCGAGCUGAUGCGUUCGCUGUCGCAGGCUGUUCGUCAAGCAGCAGUCUGGCGGGCAAGUCAACCGCUGACACACUAUACAGAUUGGGAAUCGCAUGUUCCACCGCGUAAUCCAGAAGUCACGUUUUCGGAUGUCAUGGAAAAUAUUCCAGCUUUUGCAGCUGUCGUAGAACGAGGCAAACGAUUUUCGUGGAAUUCCGAAGAGCGACGCAAGUCAUGGAUGGCUGGCGAUCAGCUUGCUGAUACGUCAAAACAAGUAACGAGUAGCACAACACCACCUGUGAAUGCAUCACGGCAAUUUAAAGCAUUUUUAGAAAGUCAACGCGUUGAAGGCGAGGCACAAUUGCAAAUGCAGCGGACACAACAACAGCUUCAGCAGCAACAAGUUUUGCCAAUGCAUCAUCAACUACCGCCUAUUGGAAGGCGGACAAAAGCACUUGCUCGAAGGGUACAGUCGUUACCUGUAGUGCCACAUCAGGAUAGCUCAAGUAGUUUGGAUUUUGACUUUGACAGCGUGUCAAUGACAGAUGCCAAUGAAGAUGGCGAUCGUGUCUCCCAAAUUUCUUCUCCACGCGACGGAUGUGUCUCACCGUUGGAGCAUAGUUACGAUGAUACUGACAGCCACUUUGACGUCAGCUCACAGAGCUCUGUCGAGUGA